AUGGGUCUGUGUAACUCGAGAAUUGAUAAGACCACCAGGAAGGAAACCGGAGCAACAAACACCGCCGCCACUACCACGGCGGAGAGACAAGGCUCCGGGAGGCGGCGGAGGCCGAGAGAUUUAAGUAGCGGCGGUGAAAUCGAUGAGAUUCAGCAGGUGGUGGGUCGGCUUGUUGGCAAUGGUUCAAGUGAAAUUGCUUGUCUUCAUACUCAACAAGGCAGAAAAGGAACCAACCAAGACGCCAUGCUUGUCUGGGAGAAUUUCUGUUCGAGAAGCGAUACAGUGUUGUGUGGUGUAUUCGAUGGACAUGGUCCAUUUGGUCAUAUGGUUUCAAAGAGAGUCCGAGAUAUGUUACCUUUCACGCUAUCAACUCAGUUGAAAUCGACGACGAAGGAACAAACCAGCUCCAAGAAUGGGCUUGAGUCUGCUACUUGCAUAGAUGAAGACGAAACGCUACUUCCCAAAAUGUAUCAACCCCUGAAGCAAGCAUUGCUCAAGACUUGUCAACAGAUGGAUAAAGAGCUAAAAAUGCAUCCAACCAUCAACUGUUUCUGCAGCGGAACAACUUCUGUCACUGUCAUCAAACAGGGGAAGGAUCUGGUGGUGGGAAAUAUUGGUGACUCAAGAGCCGUUCUUGCUACAACAGACGAAGACAAUACUCUUGUUGCUGUACAAUUGACUAUAGACUUAAAACCUGAUUUGCCAAGUGAAUCCGCAAGAAUUCAGAAAUGUAAAGGUAGAGUCUUUGCCUUACAAGAUGAGCCUGAGGUUGCGCGUGUGUGGUUGCCAAACCACGAUUCACCUGGUUUGGCAAUGGCUCGAGCUUUCGGAGACUUCUGUCUUAAAAACUACGGACUAAUCUCUGUUCCGGAUAUCAGCUACCGUUGUCUCACUGAAAGAGAUCAGUUCAUUAUUCUAGCCACAGAUGGGGUAUGGGAUGUUUUGUCGAACAAAGAAGCUGUUGAUGUUGUGGCUUCAGCUCCUAGUCGAAACACUGCGGCUCGUGCUCUAGUGGACACAGCGGUUCGAGCAUGGAGGCUCAAGUAUCCUACUUCCAAGCACGACGAUUGCGCUGUAGUAUGUCUCUUUCUUGAAGAUUCCUUGGCAGCAGCAUCCACAGAAACAGUUGGUCAUUCACACAAAGAGUCUGUAGAGAGUGUCACUAUCACAUCAAGCAAAGAUGGUGACAAGAAGGAAGAGGCUUCAUCAGAGGCAGACGAGAUUGUACCGGUUUGGGAAGUAAAAGAAGAGAAGACGCCUGAGAGUUGCAGGACUGAGUCCAAUAAGACAACACUCGCCGAGUGUAUAUCCGUUAAGGAUGAUGAAGAAUGGUCGGCGUUGGAAGGCUUGACUAGAGUCAACAGCCUCUUGAGCAUUCCAAGGUUCUUCUCGGGUGAGCUAAGAUCAAGUAGCUGGAGAAACUGGUUAUGA
Molecule: messenger RNA, 1431 nt
Organism: Microthlaspi erraticum
Lineage: Eukaryota; Viridiplantae; Streptophyta; Magnoliopsida; Brassicales; Brassicaceae
Source: the annotation of a GenBank genome assembly